This is a messenger RNA of Uranotaenia lowii, 4433 nucleotides long. RefSeq lists its product as uncharacterized. Bases 996 to 2576 code for a protein of 526 amino acids. The record is from RefSeq and is a predicted model, not a curated record. The transcript is spliced from 3 exons. NCBI's taxonomy places the organism in Eukaryota, Metazoa, Arthropoda, Insecta, Diptera, Culicidae.
UGUAUGGGUGGCAAAGUUGCCCGUUCGUUGGUUCCUUCCUGUAUUGGUGCUAGGCUAGGCCAGGCAGGGCCCAGUCGCCGUUCGUAACUGAACUCAACUGAACUGAAUUGAACCAGCUACAUAAAACAUACACACAACAUUCGUAUCCCAUCGACGGGAGUGAAGUGAAGUGAAGGUAGAACAGUGAGUAAAAAGUGGCCACACCAGCACGACCCAGCACAUCAGCAGCCAAGUGAAUCAAACAGCAAAAGCCAGGCUUUUGAGGAAGAGGCUAGCUCCCGAGAAUCUAUACGCGAAGUCUAGGGAUUUGCUUUUUUUGCCGUGCUGCUACUUCUUUUGGUUUGAGUGGACCAACUGGGCUGAUUCCACCGUCAUACACGUUGCGGAUUUUCCACACCCGGGCCAAGGAACUUUCCAAGGAAAAUGUGUUUCCUAAACGGGCGGAGGGAUUAAGAUCAUCAGCCACCCAGCAUUUAGGAAAAAGUGCAGUUGAAUUUGCAGUGCAGUGUUCGAUUUCGUGAAGAAAGUCUGACGUAGCAAGUGUGUAGAUGCUACGUAACGUGCCCUCGCGAUAAGGAAUACAUUCAAUGAUAUGCUUGUACUGCGGAUUAACUAUGCUGAUAGCUUAAAUCCCAAACCUUUUGCUCCCUUUCUGGAGGAUUUAGAUUACUAAACCGAAAAUUUUGGGUGUUAUCUUAACGCGGUUUGAUGUGUUGUUUCAUAAAUGUUCCCGGCUCGGUGUAGAUAUUUUUGCCAUCGCUGCUCCGUUGAAGGAGCAUUCUAUAUAGUAUAGUGAGUGAGUGGUUGCUCCCGCUGAGUAUAUUUUAAACCUGGCUGGCAUAUAUCGGUCGAUGUUCCAAUGGGACAUGAAAAAAUCUGGAUUGGAAACGUAUUGAAGUGUCACAAAGUCACGUAACAUAGCGAAAAUUGAAAAUUGUUUGUAUUGGAUACCUUGUUAAAAUUUUCGGGAUUGGUGUAUAGCUAAGGCCGAUAUUAUGAAAUUUCACAACUACAGCAGUCCGCCAUCAAAGACACGAACCACCAGCGCGUCAUCCGAGACGGAACCGGCACUCCUGGUGCAGGAGCAGAAACAGAGGAGUGAGGCACCACCGAACGCGAAAGCCUCUCGCCCACAACAACAACAGCGACCCCCCAAUUCUCGGCGGCCACAGAUCAAUCUGAAGGAGAAAAUUACCCCGGAACAGUUACUCCAGCUGCAGCAACAGCAGCAGCUGCAGCCGGUUCUCAAGCGACCCCGGUUGGAUUCGUCCUCCGGUGGGGGCGGCGGCACCAGAGCCGUGGACGACGGGGACCCAACCCUGGGGGAAGAAGAAGACGAGGAAGAUCAGAAUCCGGACGAGGAGCCGGAACUGGACACAUCGGCUACCGAGUCGGAAACGGAAAUUAUGGAACAGGGCGUUCAGGAGGACAUGAUCGUGUCCCAUCCGGCACAGCAGCGGAUAGUGAUGAAUGCGCUCAAAGCGAAAGCGGCAGCAGGCGCCACCACUAUCAUCAUGACGGACGAUACCGAGUAUCAGCUGCAAACGGACGACGGGCUGGAUCACAAAAAGGUUAAACGGAAACCGAUGGCCAACCGGCAGCCCAGUAGCAGCAACAGCACCAGCAAUAAUGCUACCAGCACAUCGACAAAGGUCAAGCUGCAGAUGGUGCACGAAUUUCCAACGCUGUUUCUCGGCCUGCGGCGGAAUCGAAUCUUCCUGGUGAACUCGCUGGCCCAAAGCUUCGAUCUGAACCAGAGGGACAUCAUCCUGACCCUACGCAAAAUCAAACUAAACGAACACAACGCCCGGUUGGCGAGCGUUUUUGGACUGAACGAUAGCGAGGUGGAAGUGCUAUUCCGAACGAGCGUGCCUAGAAUAGCGGAUUGUUUGCGGAAUUUCAUCGUUUGGCCCGACGAUGUCACCAUGAAGCUGAACGUUCCGAUCAACCUGCGGCAGCAUUUCAACAAAAUUCACCUCAUCGUGAACUACCUGGUUAUCAAGGUCCGACAGAAUGCCAUUAAAUAUCUGUCACAGGCACAGGCGGAAUCUUCCUACUGUGAGAUCGACCAGUGUCAUAAGCUUAAGUAUUUGGUGGCCUCGACGUUAGAUGGGUGCGUGUGUUUCGUGUCCCGGGGUUUUGGAAUUGCCACUGACGACGAGGCCGUACUGGCACAGUCGGGCUUCCUGACGAAAUUUAAAACCAAUACCAACCUGAUCGCUGGUAAAAAUUUCCACAACUUCGAGGAUCGACUUACCAAUGGUAGUGAACACGAUCAUGAAAACAACAACGGAGGAGGAGGAGGUGGUCGCGGCCGAAUGGGAAACCCCAACCUGGAUCAAUCCCAAAACAGCGGUAAUGAAGACGAAAACUUUGAGGAAAUUGUUUCGGAAAAGAUCAGUAAAAGUAGGACUUUCAAGUUGAAAAGCUAUAUUGAAAGUGUGCUAGAGAGCUUCCAGAGCCACCUGAUCCUGGCGCCAACAGCCUGUGUCGAUGGCAAGUGUCUUGAACUGCUGGACGACGUGGUGGUUAUCGUCGGGGCUCUCAUUAACCUCCAGAAACAGGAAGUGGAGUAGGGUACGUUAACGCAAACAUAUCUUUUGGCGCGUAGGUUAAACUAAAGAGCAGACGUAUAGAGACAGUUUCAAUGGCAAACACAAAUGAGAAACUGUGGAAAGGUUUCUGAAGUUGGGUGAAGAUUUUUUUCUUUAUUUUUUUUGUUUGUUUCCGGAGUUAUUUUUUUACAUUGUUGACGAUUUUCGUUUAUGCUGCGCAUGGGCGGUGUUGUUCCGGAUAACCUCGGAAUACGGAUUCGAUUGUUGAAAUUUGGAUUCUUACCGAGAAUUUUUUUUUCUCAUUUUGCCUCCUUUAGAUUAGUGUAUGCGCCCGCUUUGCGUAUUGUAGAUAAUUUAUUAACAUUAUUCUGAUUAUUACUAAUAAUACUACUAGAAAAAAAUAUCUAAAAAGCUAUGCUAAGAAAAAAAAACAAAAAUAUCUCCAAAUCAAACCAUAAACAACAAUAAAGUUUAUCAAUGAAAUGUUCUCUGCAACCAUGUGGCGUACUUUUUCAACACUGUAAUAGGGUAUGACAUUGUUCAGAAUGUUAGCUUUGUUUCGGUAGAUUCAGUGAAAAAUAGUUUUCCACCAACUUUUCGUUAUUCACGAUGAAAAUUACUCAACGUUUUCCAAAUCUUAAUAAAUUUAAUCCUUGUAACUCCAAACAAGAAAUAUGGAUUCAGACAUUUUAAAUAUCAGAGAGAACUAGUUUCCUUAACUAGUCUAUUUGAAUAAUGUAUAUCAGAACGUUCAGAAAAAUAGGCUUGGCCCUAUCCUUUACUUUUUUUUUCUAAGGUUCGAAUCUUUUAAGGAUUUUUCACUGUUUUAGCCGAGACAAAGAUAUUAGUAUUCCAACAUCAUCCCAACAGAACAAUUGUAAAGUAAUUCAAUACUGCAGGGUUAAUCAACUAAUCUGUAAACAUCAAAAAUCUAUCUAUUUAGUUUGAUUUUCCAAACAAAAAUGUAUGUAUCGAUAGACUAUUAAAAUACUAGGGAUACAUUUAGGAGAAUUACCACAUAAAACUUAAUGACAAGUUCAUCGUUUGACUUUCUGUUUUAUGGUUUUGCAAUAUUUGAUCAAAGUAAAAAAAACAAAUAAAGUCAAGCUAUUCAGGCUUGAGUGUACUAACUGCAGGUGUUUAUUGAUGCUUAGGAAAUUCGAACGAUACGAUAAUAAACCCAAUAAUAAAAUAAACCACCCCAACCCUGCAAUGCAUAAUUCAAACAUAAGCCAAUGUUAACCAUACUUCAAGUUCUAUUGAUAGAUGAGGUUGCAAAACCAAUACAACAAGUAAAGCAUAUGAACACUGAAUGUAGGGUAGGAUUCACGGCGAUACAUUUUAGAUGGGAAAGCCUAGCGUAGGUUUUUAACGGGGAAGAAAAGUACGGUGAAAAGAGGGAAGGUUGAACAGAUGUCGAAGGAAGUCUUAUGAAAAAGGUAGUUUGGUACCAAUAACAUGCAGAGCUAACAAUGAACGAUUGAGUGCAUCAUUGUUCAUUGAAAGCUAAGAAGAGAGUCCUUGUAAAUACAAUUAAACCCUAUGUGAACAUUAACUUUAGGCUACAUAGUUCUACAGACAGCAAAUUUAUUACCGAAUUUUAUCACUGCGAGAGGAAAGAUGAUAACAGUUCAUACUAUAAGUACAUUUAGAAUUGCGUGAUGUUUUACAGAGGAAAAUAAUUUGAAAAAAAAAUCAACUGAGCACUUUUCAUUAAAAACAAUUAAAAAAAGAGAAAUAUUAUAAGUAAAAUUAAAAAGUGUAACACGCAGAUGACAGUAGGUAGUGCGCAAUGUUCUGCGGAAACCAUAUGGACUUUAAAAAAUCACACUUUGAAUGCAUCUAAAUCAAUAAAAAAAUAUUUACACGCAAGUAAAA